UUUUCUUGUUUGGCGGCGCGAUCUCGUGCGGAAGAAAGUGAAAGCCUGGGACGCGUCGGAGGAGAAAGUCGAAGAGAGGAGGCGGAGGUUGCGGAGAGAGGAAGAGAAGUGGGCGCCGCCUGGUCGCUUCUGCGCGCUCUCGCCCGCGGCGGGAUAAAUGCCGGAUUCGGGGCGGCUCGCUUUAGUCACUGAGCCGAGCGGUGGGAGGACGAGGCGGAGCAGCAGCAGCAGCAGCAGCAGCAGCAUUUUCUCCGGCCGCUUCGAGUUGAGGUUGCCCUAGAUUGGAACCAUGUAUUGGCAUUUUCCUCUCCUCUUUGCUGCCUUGACGUCAACCUAUGUGUGCUUUCCUCAAAACCAUUUGUCACUGGAGGAAUUGGGAUCAGACAUUGGAAUCCAAGUUUUUAAUCAGCUGGUCAAAACCAGAGCUGGUGAUAAUGUUGUGGUUUCUCCGCAUGGAAUUGCAUCAGUGCUUGGGAUGCUUCAGCUAGGAGCAGACGGCAAGACAAAGAAGCAGCUGACUACAGUGAUGAGAUACAGUGUAAACGGAGCUGGUAAAGUAUUGAAGAAGAUAAACAAAGCUAUCGUCUCAAGGAGGAAUAAGGAUAUUGUUAAAAUUGCAAAUAUAGUUUUUGCGAACAGUGGGCUGAAAAUGGAAGCGCCUUUUGUUUCUAGAAACAGUGAGGUGUUUCAGUGCCCUGUCAAAAAUAUAAAUUUCAAGGAUCCGAAUGCUGCUUCUGACACCAUGAACCAGUGGGUCAAAAAUAAGACUGAGGGUAUGAUCGACAGUGUCCUAACUCCAGAUGAUAUUGACAGUGUUCUGACCAGACUAGUAGUGAUAAAUGCAGUAUAUUUUAAGGGAUUAUGGAGGUCCCGAUUUCAACCUGAAAACACAAAAAAGCGAACUUUCAAUGAAGGUGAUGGAAAGACUUACCAAGUGCCUAUGCUGGCUCAGUUGUCAGUAUUCCGAUGUGGCACAACAAGCACUCCUAAUGACUUGUGGUAUAAUACUAUUGAAUUGCCAUAUCAUGGUGAAAGUAUCAGCAUGUUGAUUGCUUUGCCUGCACAAAGUUCAACUCCCUUGUCUGCUAUUAUUCCUCACAUUAGCACAAAAACUAUACAGAGCUGGAUGACAACUAUGGUUCAAAAGAGAAUACAGGUCAUUUUGCCCAAGUUUACAGCAGAAGCAGAAACAGAUUUAAAAGAACCUCUCAAGGAACUUGGUAUUCGAGAUAUGUUUGAUCAUUCAAAGGCAAACUUUGCAAAAAUAACAAGAUCAGAAAACAUUCAUGUAUCUCAGCUCUUGCAAAAAGCAAAAAUUGAAGUAAGUGAAGAUGGAACCAAAGCUUCUGCAGCAACAACUGCAAUUGUAACAGCUCGGUCAUCACCUCCUUGGUUUGUAGUGGAUCGACCAUUUUUAUUCUUCAUACGGCACAACCCUACAGGUGCUGUUUUGUUUAUGGGACAAAUCACCAAACCUUGAGUACAGGAAGAGAUUCUUUCCUUCUGAAGAAAACUAAAGAUUGAUGCCUUUGUACUGUUUAAAUAUUUUUGUACCCUGUUUUUCAGCUAUGUACUAGCUUUGGGAAUGUUGGUCAUCUAGUUUUUGAAAAAGAACCUUAAGUAGCUGGAAUUCUUUAUGGAAGAAUAAAAUGCCUUUUUUUGAAAACAUUGUAAAGUUCCUUAAAACUACUGAUUAGCUCUCUAUGCUAACAACUUUUGAAAAUUCGUUGUUCUAUUUCAUAUUGUCUUUAAACCCAGUUGAAAUUAAAGGGACAAGUCUGAUUUUGGUUUGGGUUGGAUUUGCUUAUGCCUUUCUAUUACUACAAUUGGAUGAGGCAUUUGCUAUUAGAAAGCAACUGAAAGCUUUAGCAUUUUAUUUUAGAUUGUGCAUGUUGCUGAGAUUUAAACAACUAAUGACCCAAUUAAUGCCUUUGCAUUGGUGUAAUGUAAACUUGUCAUUGCUAGUAUACACUUUCUAUAGAUUUAAAUUUUAUAUUUUUUGUACAAAGGAAAAUAAAAUCAUAACGAACAGUUCAAAAGUCAAAGUGCAAGAGUCAAAGUGAUAUUGAAGGGAAAUGAUUACUCACAAUUCAGAAAGUUGAAAGUAAACUGUUACUAACAUGAAAUUUCCAUGUGAUAAAAUAAUUCUGUAAGGAUGAUCUGCACUUUGGAAUACUUCUGUUAAGUAAAUUUUCAAAAUGUUCCAUUCUGUCUGUAUGUUAGUAAUUUAUUAUAUACAGUAAGGGUGUGAUGGCUCAGUGAUCAAAGACACUGAAAUUGUUAGCUGGAAAGCUGACAUCCCAAGUUCAAGCUUCUAGUGCCGCACAACAAAGUGAGCUCCUUUUCUGGUCCCAGCUCCUGCCCACCUAGUGGUUUGAAAGCAUGCAAGUGUGAGUAGAUUAAUAGGUACCACCUCAAUAGGAAGGUAACAUUCCAUGCACCUGUAUAUAUAGCCAUGCUGGCCACAUAACCAUGGAAAAUGUCUUCAGACAACACUGGUUCCUUUGGCCAAGAAAUGGAAAUGAAUACCAUGCCCUAGAGUCAGACACAACCUUUACCUUUUUUAUUUGGAGGAAUAAUGUCAACUAUAUUCCUGAAAUAUUUGUAAGCUACAAAUAUUUUAAACCAAUAUCUUCAGAUGUAGGAGAAACUAUACAUUAUUGAAAUAGCCCUAACAUUGUUUUAAAAAUGUUAAAAUUAUUUCUCCCAACAAUAUAAUUACCCUAGGUAAAGCUGUUUUUUUCUUAUGUCCUGAAAGAAGUUUGAAACUUUUUCAUCUAUUGGAAAGUAUUUUAAUUGUUCCAAAUAAUAUGUGCUUUGAAUGUCCUUCAGAUAUGUUCCUCUUAAAGAUAAUUUUGGUACAUUUCAAUGGAAGAUUUUUGUAACAGCGUCCACAUGGAUAUGAAGCAUAUUUUUCUGUGUCAGGCAUAAAUACUCCAGACGGCUGGAUUUGGAAAAAAUGUUAUAUAUAAUCAUGGACAUCAGUAUUGGUUGUUAAAUCAAUUGGUUUUUCCAAAAUCUAUUCUAUUCAACCCUGGGAUUUUCCAGGAACUUGAUUG
Messenger RNA from Notechis scutatus (mainland tiger snake), 3059 nucleotides. It is a transcript of the gene SERPINE2, whose product is annotated as serpin family E member 2. Gene Ontology annotation, molecular function: serine-type endopeptidase inhibitor activity. NCBI's taxonomy places the organism in Eukaryota, Metazoa, Chordata, Lepidosauria, Squamata, Elapidae. The record is from RefSeq and is a predicted model, not a curated record. Gene Ontology annotation, biological process: negative regulation of plasminogen activation; negative regulation of endopeptidase activity.